Messenger RNA from Peromyscus californicus insignis, 2673 nucleotides. It is a transcript of the gene Fam149b1, whose product is annotated as family with sequence similarity 149 member B1. NCBI's taxonomy places the organism in Eukaryota, Metazoa, Chordata, Mammalia, Rodentia, Cricetidae. Gene Ontology annotation, biological process: protein localization to cilium; cilium assembly. The record is from RefSeq and is a predicted model, not a curated record. The transcript is spliced from 14 exons. The coding region runs from base 637 to 2421 and encodes 594 amino acids.
AACUCUGGGAGGUGGCGGUCCGGAAUCUAGGCGACGGGGCGAGACGGGGCGAGACGGGGCCGGUAGGUGGCAGGAGGGGGCCGGGCCGGAGCCGGCGGGAGGGCCAGGCCCCGAAACCCCCGCCCUGGCUUGCCCGCCCGGGCCGCGGAGGAGAAAACGGAGGAUGAUCUCCAGAUACACUCGGAAGGCCGUGCCACAGAGCGUGGAGCUGGCUCAGGCGAGAAAAUAGUAUGCUAAUUCUCUACUCCCAGCCCUGGUGGAAGCUGUCUCUUGUCCUUGGGUCACCAGCUGCUGAGAGUGUCAUCCAUGCUAUCCUAAGACUGUCUUGUGGGCUGUUACUACAUGACUUGAGGGAGUGGAUCUCCAGAAGCACUUACUGUUCCCACAGUGCUUCUGGCCCCACUGAAGAUAAUAGCUGAAUGCUACAAUAAAGUUGAACGUGUCUCGUUCCAAACACUAUGCAAAGCUGUUUGCUUGAAUGCAUUAGCAAAACUAGGAGCCGGACUCUGCACAUCCCACAGAUAAAGAUCACAGAUCUAAAGAUUGUAUCUAGAAGAUGGUGCGGCUGAGAAGUACAAACCAGGAAAGGAAUAACAAAGCACGCUCUUAACCAUCAUCCCCUUCCAGAGCAACUGGAUGACAUUUCCUCUACCAAUGACAGCCACGAAAAAGAUACAAGUUCUCAAAGUGAGUCUGACAUCACCCAAGAAUCACCUUUUACAUCAACUGACACCGGGAAUUCGCGUUCUGCUUUUCCAAGCUAUGCAGGCACAGGGAUCUCUACAGAAGGCAGCUCUGACUUCUCUUGGGGAUAUGGAACUUGACCAAAAUGCCACUGAGAAGGUCCAGGCAAUGUUCACGGCCAUCGACGAGCUCCUGUAUGAGCAGAAGCUGAGUGUGCACACACACAGUCUGCAGAAGGAGUGCCAGCAGUGGGCAUCCAGCUUCCCUCACCUCAGGAUUCUAGGUCGGCAGAUAGUCACUCCGAGUGAAGGCUAUGGACUGUACCCCAGAUCACCUUCUGCUGUGUCAGCUUCUCAGGAAGCAACCUUGUCUCAGGAGAGAGAGUCUACCAUAUUUGGUAUAAGAGGAAAGAAGUUACAUUUUUCAUCUUCUUAUGCUCAUAAAGCAUCUCUCACCAGUAAACCCUCUGGCUUGUCUGCUGUGGAAGGGGAAGAGGUGGACUGUAUAAUCUUUUCUGAAGGAAUAAUUGAGGAGUACCUAGCUUUCGACCACACGGAUAUGGAAGAGGGAUUUCAUGGAAACAAAUCAGAAGCAGCUACAGAGAAACAGAAAUUAGGGUACCCUCCCAUUGCUCCAUUUUACUGCAUGAAAGAGGAUGUCCUUGCUUAUGUUUUUGACAACGUGUGGAGCAAGGUUGUGGGCUGUAUGGAGCAGUUGACACGUAGUCACUGGGAGGGAUUUGCUUCUGAUGAUGAGAGUAACGUUGAAAUUACCAGACUGGAUUCCGGAAGUCCCUGUGUGCUGAACGAACAGCAUCCUUUGGUCUUACCUCGAAUGCCGCAGUCCAAGGUGCUGUCCAUCACCUCAAAUCCGAUGAGUUUCUGUCAAGCAAGUGGUCACCAGCCAAAUGUGAAUGGCCUCUUGGUUCAUGGGAUGCCGCUACAGCCAAGGAACCUCUCUCUGAUGGACAAGCUCCUAGAUCUUGAUGACAAGCUGCUUAUGAGGCCUGGCUCCAGUUCCGUCCUUUCAAACAGAAAUUGGCCAAACCGAGCCCUGGAGCUCAGUACGUCAUCUUUGUCAUAUACAGUGCAGUCCGCCAGGAGACGCAACCCCCCACCACGCACCCUUCAUCCCAUCAGCACAAGCCACUCACGUGCCGGGACGCCAUGGCCUGCAGAAGAAAUCCUCAGAGGAUCCCGAGUGCCAGUGACCGCAGACACGCUCUCUUCUUCCUCGCCAAUGUCCCUGGGUCGGAACAAUCUGCUGCCACCUAUUGGAACAGCUGACGUAGAGCAUCUGAGCACUGUGGGGCCACAGCGGCCAACAAAACCCCACGGUGACUCCAGCCGAGCUCGAAGUGCAGUGGUGGAUGAGUCUAACCAGCAGCCCCAAGAGAGGCUCCUUUUACCUGUCUUCUCCAGACCCAACACAACUCAGUCAUUCUUGGUCCUCAGUCACAUGGGUCUACAAAACCUCAAUGUAGAGGUGGCCCCAUCUCUAGAACCAGGCAGUGACCACAGGGCAAGUGAGAAUCCGCAAGGCUGCAGCAGACUGCAAACACAUGGAAGGUUUCGUGCACCAGUGCUCAGGCCCCCAACGAAGCAAAGCUUGGGCCAUCUUCAAAGCUAUCUUGGUACAACUGUCCGAGCAACACUAGAGAGCAUCUGCCAAAGACUGCGUGGGCAACUGUUCUGUGUCCAGUUCCUGUCUUCUUCCAGCUGUUCCACUGGGAAGUAAAGAUUGUACCCAAAGAUGUGACGAUGAAGAACCACCCCAAAUCACUGCUCUGUUGUCUGUAACCAAUCACCAGUUCGAUUCUUGUACAACUCAGUGAGAUUACAUACACACAGAUGAUUCAGAUCACUGGCUUCAGAAUAUUUCUGCUUAUAUUAAUUUCUGGAGAACUGCACUAUUCUAACAUAUUUUUAGAAGAAAGUGCUGCCAAAAAUCUGAGAUACUCGUCAAAUAAAUGUCAUUCCUAAACUUUAA